UGAACAAAGUAUCAUGUUCAUAAAGUUAUUAGAUUCCAUGCACGGCCAAAUACAACUCUAAUUGUGGGUUUAAGAAAUUCACUGAACACCUUCUUCAGCAUCGAAUUGAACAAAUGUCAAACAAUUUAACUGCAGCUAAAGAUCCUUUGGAAUAAAUUGGAUAUUACGAGGAAUCGAAAAGUUUUUUUUGUUAAAAUAUUUCGGUAAUACAAAGCAGACAUGUCAAAAGUGGAAGUGGAUCCGAAUUUGCCCAUUAUGGAGCAAAUUAGAAACCUCAUUAAACCACCUCCAUCUGAAGAAGAAAAAAUAACAUUGCGCCCAGUGAAUACGAAACAUCCAUAUUACAAACGACCAGGUCGAGGUCACAAUCAUGAUCUUUGUGAUGCCUGUGAGGAAGGUGGAGAUCUGCUGUGCUGUGAUCGCUGUCCUUCUAGUUUCCAUUUGCAGUGCCAUGAUCCACCACUUACAGAGGAAGAUAUACCAAGCGGCCAAUGGCUAUGUCAUAACUGCCGCAUGACUCUUAAACCUACUCCAUCUUCCAAAUCAAGCUCUGUUGAACGUAAUGCUUCUGGCGUGGCAGUAUCUGUACGUGCAGAAAGUUCACGACCAAGUACUCCGUCAGUUUCGGUUGAGACGGAAUCGGCACCGUUUAAGUUCCGUAAUUUACGAAAACGCAGCAGUAGUCGGGCAUCGUUUUGUAGCGAUCUUAGCAGUACUGAAAAAUAUUUAUCGAAAUUACCAGUAGGAAUACAAAGAGCACUAGACCCUAAUAAAAAACCCACACCGCUGGAUGAAUUGAUAAAAGCAGCUAGUAUAUUAAAUCCAAAACAAUUCGAGUUACCGCGAGAGUUAGAAAUACACUCUCAGUUUCCUGGCAAUGAUAAAGUUGAGCCUAUACGAAAAAAUGGAAAUGGGAAUAAAAAACCAAGUAAUGUACGUCGAAAUUCUAAGCCAUACGAGCUAGACUCACAGGGUCUCGUGCCAUUACCCGCAAAAACUUGUUUUUACUGCCGCAAAUCUUGUAAAAAAGCGCCUCUCGUUGCGUGUGACUACUGUCCUUUAUACUUUCAUCAAGAUUGCUUGAAUCCACCGAUGACCGCCUUACCAACUGGUCUCUGGAUGUGUCCCAACCAUGUAGAAAACUUCAUUGAUAAUCAUCUCGUAACCAGUAUUUCAGCUACGGAGCGCGUUCGCUUGUGGGAUAAGUUCUCACAGCCUUUCGAUCACGAAUCAGUGAAAAUGGAAUUCUUCAGACGCGUACACAUGCGUAAUCCACCCUUCCGUAUCAAAGUGCCAAUAAAAACUCGAGAAACAAUUGAAAUUCCUCCGAUGGUGAAAUAUCACUACGAAAAUCCCCCACCUCUUUUGCCAUCAUUGCGUGAAACUUUGCGUUAUGACAUAGUCAAACGACGCAAAUGUCUGCCUAGUUCACCUGAAAUAAUAUCUAAAGAAAGCGUGGCUGAAUCGGUUUUUAAGGAUUUAGAAGCACUUCAAAGCGCCAAAGCUAAAUUUCGUGAAAUUCAAAAAGAACUGGGUCAAAUAGCUGACUUAAGCAGUAGUGAAGAGGAAGAAGAUAAUACUGAAGAAAUCUCUGAGGAUAACAAACCUCAAGAGGAAGGAUCGAAAACUGACAAUGAUGUUACUGAUAAAGAGAAAACAGAAGAGGAUGAUAAAAAUAAGAAGGCAAAGAGCAGUAAAAAGCGUAGCAAACGGGGGGAAUCUACAAAAAGCAGCGUUUCGGAAGUGCAUAUAAAAUGUGAGGAGGAAGUGAAAAUCGAUCAUGAUGCAGAAAAAUCACCUACAAGUCAAGUUCAAGAAGAAGAUAUGGAUAAGAUCAAAAUCAAAGACGACGAAGAAACUGACGAUGAUACUAAAUAUAAUGCCGAAAUAGAUGCAGAACUUCGUUAUUUAGAUGUGGAUUUGAUAAAGAAAUUAGCAUUUCAACGGGUGCAACAACUUGUACAGGAACACCCAGAGAUUGUGGUGCAAUACCAAAAUCGCACGGCAGCAAAACGUAUACGUGAACUCACAAAGCCCGAUGCACAACAAAUAUUGCCAUCGCAAAUACUUUCACCAGAAGAUGUACGGCGUCUCUCGAUAAUGUUUACAGGCGAAACAUCGUCGAUCUUAGCACAACAUCAAACCGCUAGCGAUGACGAUUUACCGCAGCUACACCCGGCAUUGGCCACUGCUGCUGCUAUUGUUGCUGCCGACGAAGAAGAGCAAAAGUACAAACCACGUAUUCGCACCGACACGGAAAAAGCGUACGAAAUAGCAACCCGGCUUGAACUGAAGUUGAUGCGGUGUAAAGUGCGCGCUCGCGCUGUACUAACUCCGUUAGGCGAUAUACUUGAAGACAAUCGAUGGUUCAGUAAUGUGGAGUUACAUUCGUCAUUUUUUAUGCGUUAUCGAAAUCUGCACAUUGGGUCUGGUCAAGCUUCUGUUGAUGUGAAUCUUUCCUUCAUCGGACAUUGUUGCCGCAUUUCGCCCAAACACGCAACAAUUUUUUAUGAUGACUUCACAAAAACCUACGAACUUAUCAACUAUUCGGAAUAUGGCACCGAAGUUAACGGACAACUGUAUUCAUGCGAUUUCACUGACCAUGGCCCCACGCCUGCAAAAAAACUUAAAAAUGAAGACAUCGAACUGCAAAAACGUGUUCAAGAGAUUUUGGAUAAACGGCGUGGAAUACAACGGCAGCAUUACAUAUUAGAUAGGAAUUCAAGAAUGGCGCCACCAAUGAAACCUGAAUGCAAAUGCACUUUUGUCUCUGAACCCCCGAUGCUUGCUGGCGCUUGGGAAGGUACGGCGAUACUAACACAUGGUACUUUGAUACGUUUCGGUUGCUUGUCGUUUGUAUUCUCAAUACCUGAAGUGGGCAUAAGUAACAUGCAAGGUUAAGGGAUCGGGUCUCUGGAGCAACAAAUGAAUUUGGUUAGCUGCAAUAAGUUUUAAUUUUGCAAAUGAAUAUUCAUAAGUAAUUUUAGUAUAUUGCUUUCGAUACGAAACAAUCUUAUUGUAACAUAACAAAGAGAAUAUUCUCGCAGUUUCGGAAAACAGUCAGCAAACCAAUUGAUAUUCAUAUAAUAUUUGCACAAACUAUUUGUGAUGCUCAAUUAAAGCUUAAUCGUUUGUUUUUUUUUUAUCUAUUUAUCUCUAGUAUGAAAUAUAUUAUUUUAAUCAAAAUAAUACUCUAGUACAUACAACUUCUGUGGUUUGUGUGACAUUUUCACAUUACGUAGAUGCACUACAGCGUUUACAAAGUUAUAAAACAUAUUUUAUGAACUAGACGUUAAAUAAAGCUUAGAGAAUAAAGUUAUUGAAUUGAGGUUAUUUAAAAUCGAAGGAA
Anastrepha obliqua is the source of this 3349-nucleotide messenger RNA. Its product is annotated as PHD finger protein 12. Gene Ontology annotation, cellular component: Sin3-type complex; nucleus. The transcript is spliced from 6 exons. Lineage: Eukaryota; Metazoa; Arthropoda; Insecta; Diptera; Tephritidae. Gene Ontology annotation, biological process: negative regulation of transcription by RNA polymerase II. Gene Ontology annotation, molecular function: protein binding; transcription corepressor activity. The coding region runs from base 220 to 2901 and encodes 893 amino acids. The record is from RefSeq and is a predicted model, not a curated record.